This is a messenger RNA of Drosophila obscura, 483 nucleotides long. RefSeq lists its product as uncharacterized. The record is from RefSeq and is a predicted model, not a curated record. The transcript has 2 exons. NCBI's taxonomy places the organism in Eukaryota, Metazoa, Arthropoda, Insecta, Diptera, Drosophilidae. Bases 96 to 263 code for a protein of 55 amino acids.
CCGAUUUGAUUUUGCCUGAUUUAGUUCUCAGUGCUCAAAGAACUUUCAACAAUUUUGCACGCUCUACAGGGGAUAGCAUAGCGCUGAGAAGUAUAAUGGGUUGUUGUUUGGCCACAAGUAAAUCUGUUGAUUUACCUCCUGUUCCCCCUGCGCCGGGCAAACAGCGUUCCACACUGCCGGAGUUCCCAGUGCCCACCACAUCUGCCCCAACAACAGGAGGAGGACCCAGUGGCGUUACGAAUGAUGCGCUGGAGGAUGACUAGCUAGCCAAUGGACAACUCGCAAAAAUGGAACCGAUUACGUAGAAGGAAAAAGUGGCAGUUUCAGCCAAAGGGGAAAAACGUUCGCAUGAGUCAUGCCCAUGCGGCAUGCGACUCUUGAGUUGUGGCUCAUUUCUUAGGACCAACUGUAAUUUUACUUUAAAUAGCUGGCCAAUGCAAUACUCAAUAAAAUGGAACUGAUUACGCAGAAGGAACAAAUUGA